This is a messenger RNA of Cheilinus undulatus (humphead wrasse), 2812 nucleotides long. RefSeq names its product glial cell derived neurotrophic factor a (gene gdnfa). The record is from RefSeq and is a predicted model, not a curated record. The transcript is spliced from 3 exons. Gene Ontology annotation, biological process: positive regulation of branching involved in ureteric bud morphogenesis; negative regulation of neuron apoptotic process; peripheral nervous system development. Bases 802 to 1587 code for a protein of 261 amino acids. Lineage: Eukaryota; Metazoa; Chordata; Actinopteri; Labriformes; Labridae. Gene Ontology annotation, molecular function: growth factor activity; glial cell-derived neurotrophic factor receptor binding; receptor tyrosine kinase binding.
UUGCUCCUGCAGCAGGGGUAUAUAAAAGAGGGGCGGACACCAACUGGCCCAAACGUCAGAGCGCACACAACUAUAAAUCUCUCCAAACUGCCCCCUGUGCCCGCUGCGGUGUUAUGCGCAGACAUCUGUCCGGAUUCAGUCCCAGUAUGAGGACAGCGCGUGAGGAAACUCUUCAUAGACUCUGUCAGACCUGGAGAACAUGGAGACUAAACACCCUCUCAUGAGUCGAGAUAUUGUCAGAUGUGGGCGAUUAUGAGCAUUUUUCUGGAUUACGCAGCGUUUUGAGUGUUCUCCAAAGAGGCAGACAGACCUUUCUUGCACUCUUGGAAGAAGAUAUUGUGGACACUUUGCGCCUCGGAGACGCUGAUGUCUUCAUUGGACUCCUUUCAGUCGGAGAUGGUGGAACUUUCUCGGAUUUCCAACGUGGAAACGUAGCAUCCAAUUAAUCAGCGACUGCAACUGUACCCCGUGAGGCGCAGCGGCACUAGGUCCGCGUCUCUUCAACACCUACCUUUGGACUCCAAAGUGUGGAGAGACGCAUGGUUUGGUUGGUGCGCUGGAUCGGAGUAUGAAGGACCCAGCUGGUGAUAUUUCAUUUUUUUCCUGUUGGGACAUAAACUAAACGUGGACUAUUUUUGAGGAAAUUCUCACAGUGUGGCUGUUCGAACAAUUCAUGCAGCUGAUUCAGCUUGGACUCUAAAUGAGUCGCGUUUUCUGUUUGGAUUUUAACGCUAACAGACAAGCAAGUUUCAGGUCUGCAUGGGCCAUAUUUAAGCUUUCCUUAUCGGAACUGAGUCUAAGAUGAAGUUAUGGGAUGUUUUGGCCACGUGUUUGUUGCUCCUGAGCUCUGUCGCUACACGGCCUCUCUACCGAAACACUUACUACCCAGCCAAGAGGACUUAUUAUCCCAGCAGCUACAGUGAUCCUGUUCCACUGUCUGCGACGGACGAGGAGGAGGAGGAGGCGGCGACAGCGUACCAGCGUGAAGACCACAACCUGCAGGAGAUCUCUAUGGAGGAUCAAUAUGACAUCGCAGGCCCCUAUCCUGAGCAGCUUGAUGAUGUAAUGGAUUUUAUCGAGGCUACCAUUGGCCGACUCCGUAGAUCGUCAGAUCCCAGAGGGGGCUCCAGGGGACGGAGGGAGCAACAGAGACAGAGGGGAGCAGCAAACACAGGGGGCACAAGAGGAGAGGGGAGAGGACAUGGAGACAGGAGGCGAAACCGGGGGCGAGGGGGAAGUCGAGGUAGCAAAGGAGGGCGAGGCGAAAGAGGGAGGGAGAGGAUAUCAGUGCAGACUCGAGGCUGCUUGCUAAAGGAGGUCCACCUCAAUGUGACAGAUUUGGGGCUGGGCUACCAGACUAAAGAGGAGCUGAUCUUUCGGUACUGCAGCGGCCCUUGCGCUGAGGCCGAGACAAACUAUGACAAGAUACUUAACAACCUCACACACAACAAGAAGCUGAACAAGGACACGCCCUCACGCACCUGCUGUCGACCCAUCGCUUUUGACGAUGACUUAUCUUUCUUGGACGACAAUGUUGUGUAUCACACGUUGAAGAAGCAUUCUGCCAGGAAGUGUGGCUGUGUCUGAGUCGCAUGGAUGUGGCAAAAUAGCAGACAUGAGUAGCAACAGUGAACUAAGGAUCACUUUACAAUCUGAUGCUGCAAAGGCAGAAAUCCCUGUCUGGAAUGGGUAUCAAAGGUCAAAGAUGGAGUGAUUUGUCUCUAGUUUUAUGUAACAAAAUGCCUCAAUGACCUAAAAGUUAACGGAAAAGCUGCUGCAAGAGGAACCUAUACAUCUACUUUUGACAGUCUGGGCUCUGAUAUGGACAUUGCAAUGUGGCACAUGCAAAAAAGUAUGAGGUGUGCAGCAUUUUGCAGAUGAAACAAUACUGCUACACUUACAGAUCUGCUACCUGUGUAGUCCUAACAUUUGUGAGUGAAGAAAAUUAGCAUCUAAAGUUGUAUUGUUUUUCCAACUUGGAUAUAUGAGGAGUAUUUAAGCUGUCAUUUAAAUCACUCCCACUACAUUGUCUGGAUUUGGACACAAAUAUUUAGAGCCAAUGGAUGACAAAGGAAACCCACACCAGAGCUCAGCAAAGACUUUUGGGUCAUCUAGAUAAAACCCUAUCAUUUAUAUAUGUAUACAAAUAUAUAUAUAUAUAUAUAUAUAUAUACAUACACAUGUGUGUAAGAGGUAUAUUUAUUAAGAUGGAAUUAACUUAUUGUUAUUUAUUUUGAUCCAUUUUAUGAAAGAAAUAGUUGUUUUUUUCUUAUUUAUUUAAAGCUUUGUCUGUCCUGGAUGGUGCCAAAGUGGAGCAUUUUCUCAAGCAGAGUCCAGAAAACCUGAUCCAGAAUCGUAUAACACUCAUCCAUACAUUCUGAUAGUGCUUUUUAGCUUCACUUAGAUUCCAGUUUUUCUAAAACAGUCUAACUGAUUAACAUCACCAAGUUCAGAAGGAGACACAGAGGAGGGGACCAAUGGAAGGUUUUUGAUUGAGUUCAUCUGUAGUUUGGGAGCAUUUUGAGGGACAGACUUUAUUUUUGGACAUUUCAUUUAUUUUUGGACAGUUUGGUCGCACCAAGACAGACAGUUGCAUGCAAUUCCCAGCACCUGGUAAUAGACUCCUUAUCAAACAGUGCUACAUUCAGUAUGUUUACAGGCAGAAAAAGUCGAUUCAUCCAGCUUAAAUAGUCUGACUAAAACUGGGCUUUUAAAACAUGCAGUGCCUAUAAAAAGUAUUCGACCUCUUGGAUGUUUUACCAUUUUAUUGAUUUUAUAAACCAAUCAUGGUCAAUUUAAUUUGGCUUUUUCU